Molecule: messenger RNA, 482 nt
Organism: Perkinsus marinus ATCC 50983
Lineage: Eukaryota; Perkinsozoa; Perkinsida; Perkinsidae
Exons: 1
Source: RefSeq, a predicted model, not a curated record
GUACCAAGAUUACGUGGAAGAAGAAUUUGGAGAUUUGUGAAGCCGUCGUAUGUACUCCUCCUUCUGGGCUACAACCGUCCGGUUAUGACUCUGACUCCCCUCAAUUACAUGGUUACGCUUAUCUAUAUCCCAACUUCCGUACUUGUUGGAUAAAAUAUCUAGACAACGACACCAAGGAGGUGAAGAGAGUUCCUAUAUCUCAGAUAUCACUGAGGAGGGAAGAUAUCACCUUCGAUGAUCAACCACCACACUCAUUACCAGGAUCCAUUGGUGGUCUCCGUAAGGAUGAGUUCAUCGUGGUGAAUGUCGGUGCUGAUCCACCUUCAUCGAUCUAUGUACUGGCAAGAAUUCUGGCUGUUGGUCCUACCUGGGUUGACAUUAUUGUUCAUGACCUUUGUUCGGGUAAGUUCAAGCCGUUGUAUACGGAUCGUAACCGUAGCCGAUUUAAGUUUACUUCUGGAGCGGGUCUUUUCUCCGGAUAG